Molecule: messenger RNA, 2094 nt
Organism: Aspergillus welwitschiae
Lineage: Eukaryota; Fungi; Ascomycota; Eurotiomycetes; Eurotiales; Aspergillaceae
Product: dihydroorotate dehydrogenase 2
Exons: 3
Coding region: 160-1737 (525 amino acids)
Biological process (GO): pyrimidine ribonucleotide biosynthetic process; 'de novo' pyrimidine nucleobase biosynthetic process
Cellular component (GO): cytoplasm; mitochondrial inner membrane
Molecular function (GO): dihydroorotate dehydrogenase activity
Source: RefSeq, a predicted model, not a curated record
CCUCCGGCAGCUUUGUCUUUGCUCGACUUGGCGGCGUAAUUGCAGCAUCUUUGGCUGCUAGUUCGCUAGUUCGGUGGAUCUGACUUGCAAUUGAUUGACAUUGAAUGGCCAAUUGCCCUACCCUUCACAAUCGACAUCACUAGACUCCACUCCUCCACAAUGGCUACCAACGCAGUGGCUCUCGCCUGGAGAUCCGCAGGCCGCAGAGCACCUGCCCUUCCCUCUCUCCGCGCUACUCAGCGGCCCUCAAUCCUCCACCGGGAGUCUCUCCUCCGUCAAGUCCGCUAUUCCUCGGACGCAGCAUCCCAGACCAAAGAAGCGGCCAAGGAGACCACCGCACAGUUCACGGAAACCGUGAAAGAAGCCCCCAAGAAGACCGGCCGCAAGCUCAAGCGCACCGUCUGGGGCACCUCUCUUGCCCUGACUCUCCUCGCCGGCUACAUCUACGGAACGGACACCCGCGCCAGCGUGCACCGGUACGGCGUCGUCCCUCUCGUCAGACUGCUCUUCCCCGACGCCGAAGAUGCGCACCACUUCGGCGUGGACAUCCUGAAGACACUCUACAAGUACGGUCUGAACCCGCGCGAGCGUGGUGAUCCCGAUAGCGAUGGCGCUCUCCUCACUGAGGUCUUCGGCUACACCCUCUCCAACCCGAUCGGCAUCUCCGGCGGCCUGGACAAGCACGCCGACAUCCCAGACCCGUUGUUCGAAUUAGGCCCUGCCAUCGUCGAAGUCGGCGGUACAACCCCCCUCCCCCAAGAAGGCAACCCCCGCCCGCGCGUCUUCCGCCUCCCGUCCCAAAAAGCCAUGAUCAACCGCUACGGCCUUAACUCCAAGGGCGCCGACCACAUGGCCGCGGUCCUGGAACAGCGCGUGCGCGACUACGCCUACGCCCACGCCUUCGGCGAGCACGAGCUGGCCGAGCAGCGCGUGCUGAACGGUGAAGCCGGCGUGCCCCCGGGUAGUCUCCGCGAAGGCAAGCUCUUGGCCGUGCAAGUGGCCAAGAACAAGCUCACGCCCGACAACGACAUCGAAGCCAUCAAGCGUGACUACGUCUACUGCGUCGACCGCCUGGCCAAAUACGCCGACAUCCUGGUCGUCAACGUCUCCAGCCCUAACACCCCUGGUCUCCGCGACCUGCAAGCUACCGCGCCUCUCACGGCCAUUCUGAAGGCCGUUGUCGGCGCAGCUAAGAGCAUCGACCGGAAAACCAAGCCCUUCGUUAUGGUUAAGGUCAGUCCCGACGAGGACGCAGACGAACAAGUCUCCGGUAUCUGCGACGCCGUGUGGGGGUCUGGCGUUGAUGGUGUGAUCGUGGGUAACACGACGAAUCGUCGUCCGGAGCCGCUUCCUAAGGGAUUCACUCUGCCCAGUAAGGAGCAGGAUGUUCUGAAGGAGACGGGUGGAUACUCUGGUCCGCAGUUGUUUGAUCGUACGGUGGCGCUGGUUGCGAGGUAUAGGAGUUUGUUGGAUGCUAGUGCUCCUGCUGCUGCUGUGCCUAAGGCUCUCGAGGCGGCGGAGCCGGAUGUCGAGAAUGUUCCUCCCACUGUGAGUGAGGCUGUGGAGGGAUUGCCUGCCAGGAAGGUUAUCUUCGCUUCUGGGGGUGUGACGAAUGGUGCGCAGGCGAAGAAGGUCCUUGAUGCGGGAGCUUCGGUUGCGAUGAUGUAUACAGCUAUUACGUAUGGGGGGCUGGGGACGGUGACGAGGGUGAAGGAGGAGAUGAAGGAGAAGCAGUAGAGAAGACGGUAUUGUGAACUGAGGUAAGUUUACUGCCAGUGGCUAGAUAUGUGAUUUUAAAAGGAGCGACCGGGUUUAUUGGGGUGGGUGGAUGGUAGUUUAGUAGGUAGGCGUAGAUUAGGGGAUGUGAUAUUGUAUAUAGAAGAACUAAAUAAGAUUAUUCUCAACCGUUCAUUUGCUUUUAACGCUGGUUACAGUAGCUUUCUGGGAGUAUGUUUAAUUUCGAAUGAUCACAGCAGGGUAUCGAAAUAUACUGUAACUUGGCAUAGUUGAUAGAUGCUAGCUGAAGGCAAGUAGAAUGGUUUGCUGUAGCUGCUCCUAUUAGUCCGUCAACGCUGCAAGUCAGUAGAAGUAGGG